Molecule: messenger RNA, 3023 nt
Organism: Tympanuchus pallidicinctus (lesser prairie-chicken)
Lineage: Eukaryota; Metazoa; Chordata; Aves; Galliformes; Phasianidae
Gene: SS18
Product: SS18 subunit of BAF chromatin remodeling complex
Exons: 11
Coding region: 77-1333 (418 amino acids)
Biological process (GO): positive regulation of transcription by RNA polymerase II
Cellular component (GO): nucleus
Molecular function (GO): transcription coactivator activity
Source: RefSeq, a predicted model, not a curated record
GGCCGCCUCCCGCCGCCGCGGGGUGCGCGUGAGCGGGCGGGCGCGGGUUGGGCCCUGCUGGCGGCAGCGGCGCGACAUGUCGGUGGCGUUCGCGGCCCCCCGGCAGCGGGGGAAGGGCGAGAUCACGCCGGCCGCCAUCCAGAAGAUGCUGGAUGAAAAUAACCACCUUAUUCAGUGUAUAAUGGACUACCAAAACAAAGGAAAGACAUCUGAAUGCUCUCAAUACCAGCAGAUGCUACACACAAACUUGGUUUAUCUAGCUACUAUAGCUGACUCCAACCAGAACAUGCAGUCUCUGCUACCAGCACCACCCACACAGAAUAUGCCUAUGGGUCCAGGAGGGAUGAGUCAGAGCGGCCCCCCUCCACCCCCGCGCUCGCACAACAUGUCUUCAGAUGGACUGGUAGGUGGGGGCCCUCCUGCGCCACACAUGCAGAACCAGAUGAACGGCCAGAUGCCUGGACCUAACCAUAUGCCUAUGCAAGGACCUGGACCUAACCAACUCAAUAUGACAAACAGUUCCAUGAACAUGCCUUCAAGUAGCCACGGGUCGAUGGGCGGCUAUAAUCACUCAGUGCCAUCCUCACAGAGUAUGCCAGUGCAGAAUCAGAUGACCAUGAGCCAGGGACAGCCGAUGGGCAACUAUGGGCCCAGACCAAACAUGAACAUGCAACCAAACCAAGGUCCAAUGAUGCACCAGCAGCCUCCUUCCCAGCAAUACAAUAUGCCACAAGCUGGUGGCCAGCAUUACCAGGGGCAGCAACCACCUAUGGGAAUGAUGGGCCAAGUUAACCAAGGCAAUCACAUGAUGGGUCAGAGACAGAUUCCUCCAUACAGACCGCCACAACAAGGCCCACCACAGCAGUACUCAGGCCAGGAAGACUAUUAUGGGGACCAAUACAGUCAUGGUGGACAAGGUCCUCCAGAAGGCAUGAACCAGCAAUAUUACCCUGAUGGUCAUAAUGAUUACGGUUAUCAGCAACCGUCGUAUCCUGAACAAGGCUACGAUAGGCCUUAUGAGGAUUCCUCACAACAUUACUACGAAGGAGGAAACUCACAGUAUGGUCAGCAGCAAGAUGCAUAUCAAGGGCCACCCCAACAACAGGGUUAUCCACCACAACAGCAGCAAUAUCCAGGCCAACAAGGCUAUCCUGGACAACAGCAGGGUUAUGGCCCUUCGCAGGGUGGCCCUGGACCUCAGUAUCCCAAUUAUCCACAAGGACAAGGCCAGCAGUAUGGGGGAUACAGACCCACACAGCCUGGGCCACCACAGCCACCACAGCAGAGGCCUUACGGAUAUGACCAGGGUCAGUAUGGAAAUUACCAACAGUGAAAAGUAUUCACAUUCCGGUAGGCAAUAUCUAUUAGCAGCCAUAUUGUCUUCUCAGCACUGUGGACAUCUUCCUGAGAUGAAAACCUCCCAUUCCAUCUAGUUUUUGGAAAAAAUCUUGUGGCUGUUUUACAGUAUACGGUCUUCAUGGGUUAAUUGUUAAAAGACUGUAGAUUCUCAGAAGCUGGUUUCACGUCUCUACUCUAGGUGGCAAUAUUGGACAGAAAAUACGUGACAUAGCAAUUUGCAGUGAGUUGUGAACUGUGUAUCAAAUAGACUGUUACAGACUGAAAGGUGCGAACAGCUUUGUAUGUUUAUGAAGGUUAUGGGAAUUUAAUAUUUUUUCCACAGAUUUUUUUUGUAGGGGGAAGGGGAUAUGCACACUUUUUACAGCAGCAAUAUUUUGUAUAUUAUGUUUUUCAUGUGGUGAAUAUGCAAGACAGUACACUACUCGCUGGACAGGAUAAGAAAUCUACUGUUAAAAAUGGGUAGGGUCAUGAUAAGUGCUUGAUUCUGUAAGUCUCAAAAUGGUGUACAAUAAAGAUAACAGUGAAAAAAGAUGGAGAGCAUCGUACAUCACUGAUAGGUUCAUGUACAAAGAAUGAGAAUCCCAGUUAUCUAAAUGGGAGCAUAAGUGAGGACAGUAUAAUAUAGUCUUGUGCAAAGAUUAAUUUUUUAAGCUUUCCAAUUUUUCUGAGUGAAGCGUUUUUGUAAAAACUAUUUCUAACAUAGUUUGACAAUUUUCUGCAACAUUUUUUGGGUAACAGGAUAAACGUUUGGGUUGUAUUUAUCAGGUGUUUUGUCACAGCUUUGCAUAAGCGAGCUGUAAUCCCUCUUAAUAAUUGCAAUAACAAAGAAAAUGACAAGUGUUAAUUUUACCUGGCUUAAAUAUGCAAAGAAUUUGAAAAAGAGUAUGGAGGACAGGACUGUAUUGUGUAAGUGUAUUUUAACCUUUAGUUUAUAAUUUGUACGUAUCAAAUUAGCCUAGAAGACUUUGUAAAACCUAUCUAAACUUUCCUAACUGGGAGUUAAUAUCUUUAGAAAAGGGGGCAUUUUUUGUGCGUGUCCGUUUUUCUUAUUGGUUAACGUGAGACCAAGGGGUGUUUUAUAACAUAAAAAAUAAAAACCUGUUGGUGAGGUCAAUGCCAAAUUUUGUUUUGAACUGCAUUAACGCUUAUAGUGUUGCAUGCAAGAUAGAGGCAGCACCUUGAUCAGUAGCAUAGUACACAAAAAAAUUGGUUUGGGGACUGUCCUGCAACUGUAUAUCAGAUAAAUAAAUGAAUAUUGUUUUGUGCAGGAAUACAUGCCUUCAGAAUUCCUGGCAACUUUUUAUAGACAUGAGAAAACUUAAGAUUAGCCCAGGAGUAAAACCUUAUUUUUUCACUUAGAGAUGAUGUUGAGGAGAGAAAAAAAGAAAAAAAGAAAAAAGAAAAGAUAUUCCUGACAUCUCUGACAAUAGAGACGGAAAACGAGGUUUUCAUUUAUUUCAUCAUUUUUUAAGGGAAAACAAUUUUCUUAAAGUUGGUUGUUAAAAAAUACACAUUAAGUUUUGAACAGUUACAGCAUGAGGAGCAUUAUUAUGAAUGAAAUGCUUGUAGGUUCUGUGCCAAUUUUCCACCACUGUGUACUUUGUUGCUGUUUAAAACUGUACUCCAUCAGUUCUAACAGAAGAAUAAAUUAUUUGUGAUUUUAA